Molecule: messenger RNA, 4267 nt
Organism: Orcinus orca (killer whale)
Lineage: Eukaryota; Metazoa; Chordata; Mammalia; Artiodactyla; Delphinidae
Gene: PMM1
Product: phosphomannomutase 1
Exons: 10
Coding region: 3286-4062 (258 amino acids)
Biological process (GO): GDP-mannose biosynthetic process; protein N-linked glycosylation; mannose metabolic process
Cellular component (GO): cytosol
Molecular function (GO): phosphomannomutase activity
Source: RefSeq, a predicted model, not a curated record
GAGAAACAGAGGGCAUUUGUUUAAGCAGAAAGCAAGAGACACAGUCUAGGGGAGCCCCAGCCCAGAACCUCUUUCCAGAGAAUGCCCACGCUCUACCCAGGUUGCCACCACCUGUGGGACCCAGUGCCUGGCACAGAUUAAAUGAUCAAUGAAUGUCAGGCCGAGGACGGAAUCCAUUCAACAGCCACUGACUGAGGACUCCUGCCAGCCAGCUCUGUGCCGAGGCCCUGACCAAUUCUCUGUGCUGAGGACGGUUUACAAGAUAAGAAAGUACCUCACUCAGGUGCUCCGUGCAGUGCAUCCCUUUCCAUUUUCUGCACCAAGUGGAGACGGUAACAUCUCCUAGAGAUGCUGUCAGAGUGAAUGAAGGUAUGUGAUCAAGGGUCCAGUAUGGGGGCUGGCACAUAGUAAGGGAUCAAUAAAUAUAAGUUAUUACUAUGUCAACUAAAGAAAAACACACACACACAACCUAAAAACUGCGAGUUAUGUUUUAUUUGGGGAACUUACUGAGGCCUAUAGAUGGGGAGACAGCCUCUCAGACAGCUCUGAGGACCUGCUCCAAAGAGGUAAGGGAGGUGCCAGGAUAUAUAGGAGUUGUUUGCUGGAAAAAACAUCAAAAGAUUAUUGCUAAUCACAAAAACAGACAUCUCAGUUAUUUUAGUGCUUUUCUAUAUAUGGGAAGAUGAAAGAGUCUGGGCUCAUUGAAAUCAUUCCCUACAUAUGCAUCUUUAUUAUCUAGGGCCAUUCUCCAAAGUACAUAAUGCUUCCUGUUUUCCUCCAUCCCUGAAUUCCUCUCAGGGCCCACCAUGGUGUGAGGUGUGGGGGCAUCUGCAGUGGCUGACGGCUUGAUCUUACUAGAACUGAAAUGGCAGUCAACACUCUUCGUUUAUUGGAAUGGCAGGCAAGUCACUGUCCACAGGUGGAGAUUACAUCCCCAUUUGUAUAGAUAAAGAAACUGAGGCCCAGCAAAGGAAGGUGACCUGUGCAAGUCCCUUUGGUUAUCAGGGACCUCACUGUGGUUCUCCUGACUUGGCCUCCAGUUAUCUCCUCAGGGUACAGAAGCUACCGAGACAGAAAAACAAACAGGCCUAUCAAAAGUAUUGUGCACAUCAGCGUCACUCAUAGAUGUGUGGAGUGUGUGUAGGACCAAAACUGCCAGAGUUGAUCCCAGGCAUCAGGGCAAAGACGGUGGAUGUAGCAAAAACACCUGCCUACCCAGGCACGCUGGCAAGCUGGAGGGCAACCCACACAAAUACAGGGGGGACUGGAGGUGGGCCUUUGCCUCUGGCUUCUGGAGGAAGAAAUAGAGAAUCUUAGAAAAGACGAAGCUGCGGCUAAUGCACUUCCAAGGGGGGAAAGGACUUUGAAAUUUGCCAUAAUACCAGCAUCCAGAGACAGUCUGCUACUUUUCCAUUAGAAAAAUGGGAUUAUGCUUUUUCCAUGUUAAAUAUCCUACAACACAGAUUUUCAAGGCUUCACAGCAAUUCAUCUUACUGAUGGAUCGAUCAUAAUUAAUUUAACCAAUCUCCAAUUUUUUUCCUUUUCUUAUUUUCUAAAAGUUGAGGACUUCCCUGGUGGCGCAGUGGUUAAGAAUCCACCUGCCAAUGUAGGAGACACGGGUUCGAGCCCUGGUCCGGGAAGAUCCCACAUGCCGUGGAGCAACUAAGCCCGUGCACCACAACUACUGAGCCUGCGUUCUAGAGCCCGUGGGGCACAACUACUGAGCCCGUGAGCCACAAUUACUGAAGCCCGCGCACCUAGAGCCCAUGCUCCACAACAAGAGAAGCCACCACAAUGAGAAGCCUGCGCACUGCAAUGAAGAGUAGCCCCUGCUUGCCACAACUAGAGAAAGCCCGCGCGCAGCAAUGAAGACCCAACGCAGACAAAUUAAUUAAUUUUUUAAAAAGUUGAAUUGUUGGCUCAAAGGGUCUACACAUUUUUAAUGCUGUUGACAUGAAAUAGCCGUUUAAUUAGUAACAGUAUCAAGUACAUCUAUACAAAUUCUUCUUUGGAGAGGGCCUGCUAUGUGGGCUUUUUUAUAUUAAUUAUUUCUUUUCAUGCAUAAAGCAACCCUACAAAGUAGGUGGUGUUCUUCACAUUUUACAGAUGGGGACACAAAGCCUCAGAGAGGUGAAGUGACUUGUCCAAAGUCACAUGGUUGGUGAAGCUGGGAAGACACCUAGAACUGACUCCAAAGUCAACGUGAUGGUUAAAUAGUUGUGAAUAGAGAGGUGUCCAGGAAGGCUUCUUUUUUUUAUGAAUUUAUUUAUUUAUUUAUUUUGGCUGCGUUGGGUCUUCCUUGCUGUGUGCGGGCUUUCCCUAGUUGGGCGAGCGGGGCUACUCUUCCUUGCAGUGCGCGGGCUUCUCAUUGCGGUGGCUUCUCUUCUUGCAGAGCACGGGCUCUAGGCGCAUGGGCUUCAGUAGUUGUGGCGCAAGGGCUCAGUAUUUGUGGUGCACCGGCUUAGUUGCUCCGCGGCUUGUGGGGUCUUCCUGGACUAGGGCUCUAACCCAUAUCCUCUGCAUUAGCAGGUGGAUUCUUUUUUUUUUUUUUUUUUUUGGCAAGAGUAUUCUUAAUCACUGCACCACCAGGGAAGUCCCAGGAAGGUUUCUUAAAGGAAGUAAACCGUUAGCUGCGCUUUAUGUGGUGGACAGAAUGACAGCGGGAGGAGUAAGGGUCGGGUCAGGCUGUUCGGCAAAGUCCAGAGCCUUGAGAAAAGGCCAUCAGCAGAUUUCUUAAAGCUCAAGAUUUCUAGGUCAAAGGCAUUAGCGGGGAGGCGUUGAGUCCUAGAGCGAUUGAUGGCCGCUGAGACAGCUGUGGACGCUGAGUCCCGCCCUCCCCCCGGGGACUAGGCACUGCGAGCUCGAGACCCCGCCCCAGUCCAACCACUUCUCGGUCAGCAGCAAUCGGACUCAUCCAGCCAAGGGCCAAUUCUGGCCCCGCCCCUCCCUUCCGGGUUCUAUCCCUCGCUUCCGGUCCCAGGCCCACGCCCCGCCUCCGUCUAAUUUGGAACAAUCCGACGGAACCUGCUGGGGUCUGCUCCUCCCUAUGCCACGCCCCUUCUCCGUCUGGUGCAUUCAGAAUUAUCCUCCCGAGUCAGCUCAGGCCCCGCCCCUGCCCCGUCCGUGCCACCCCCUGCCUCCGAGAUCAAGCCCUGACCACGCCCCUUCUUCGUUUGGCGAGGUCAGGCUGGCCUGCUGGCCCCGCCCUCCCAGGCCCCGCCCCGUCUAGACUCUUCGCAAAGCCGCCGCCUCCUUCGACUCAGCUGGGCGUCGGGAGCUGCACCCAUGGCGGUCACCGCUGAGGGCGCCCGCAGGAAGGAGCGCGUCCUCUGCCUGUUUGACGUGGACGGCACCCUCACGCCGGCUCGCCAGAAAAUCGACCCUGAGGUGGCUGCCUUCCUGCAGAAGCUGCGAAGAAGGGUGCAGAUCGGUGUGGUGGGCGGCUCUGACUACUCUAAGAUUGCUGAGCAGCUGGGAGAGGGGGAUGAAGUCAUUGAGAAGUUUGAUUAUGUGUUUGCUGAGAACGGGACAGUGCAGUAUAAGCAUGGACGACUGCUCUCCAAGCAGACAAUCCAGAACCACCUGGGGGAGGAACUCCUGCAGGACUUGAUCAACUUCUGCCUCCGCUACAUGGCCCUGCUCAGACUGCCCAAGAAGCGUGGAACCUUCAUCGAGUUCCGGAACGGCAUGCUGAACAUCUCGCCCAUUGGCCGGAGCUGCACCCUGGAGGAGCGAAUCGAGUUCUCCGAACUGGACAAGAAGGAGAAGAUCCGGGAGAAGUUUGUGGAAGCCCUGAAAACAGAGUUUGCCGGCAAAGGACUGAGGUUCUCCCGAGGAGGCAUGAUCAGUUUUGACGUCUUCCCUGAGGGCUGGGACAAGCGCUACUGCCUGGACAGCCUGGACCAGGACUGCUUCGACACCAUCCACUUCUUUGGGAACGAGACCAGCCCCUCUUUACAGGACUUCCCUGGUGGCGCAGUGAUUAAGAAUCAGCCUGCCGACGCAGGGGACACAGGUUUGAGCCCUGGUCUGGGAAGAUCCCACAUGCCGCGGAGCAACUAAGCCUGUGGACUACAACUACUGAGCCUGCGCUCUAGAGCCUGCAAGCCACAACUACUGAGACUGCGUGCUGCAACUACUGAAGCCCAUGCGCCUAGAGCCUGUGCUCUGCAACAAGAGAAGCCACCGCAAUGAGAAGCCCGCGCACAGCAACGAAGACUCAACAGAUCCAAAAAUAAAUAAUAAAAUAUUUUUUCUUUAAAAAGUC